AUGUUUAAUGACUGGAAUGGGAAAACCAAUAAUAAGUUUCACGGAUCAUAUAUUCAAUGUUUCUUGGCAAAGUUUCGCUGGCUGCAGCUGAUACAGCCAAUUGUAGAGAGUGACAUAUACAAGGAACAUGAAUUAAAUGUGGAAGUGGACAAACUGUAUUUAUUUUAUAAAUCUAAAACGUCGCUGAGUUUUUGUUUACGAGAGCGUUGGAGACUUGGAGAUUUACUGGAAGUCUGGAACGCGUUAGUGAAUGCCGAGUGCCGACGGAAAUUUCAAUUACCGGAUUUUCAAACCGCAGGUGAAAACGUUGAUGUUGAAUACCGUUUUAAGAAGGACUUCAAUAUGCCGAAAGAUAAACAAAAAAAACCAAAAGAAUAUGAAGUAGAGAAAAUAAUAUUCCACCAAUCAACAAGAAAUUCAAUUGUAUAUCUCGUUAAAUGGAAAAAUUUUCCAAUGACAGAAUGUACGUGGGAACCGAAGAAGAAUUUGAAAAACUGCAAGGUGAUGAUAGAAGAAUAUGAAACAGAAUGCAAGAAGAAAAAAAUUGCAUCUUAAUCAUGAUUGUGAUUUUUUUAUUUAGUUAUUUCCAAUUGUAUUAUUUGACUUUCAAAUAAAUAUU
Messenger RNA from Aphis gossypii (cotton aphid), 619 nucleotides. RefSeq lists its product as uncharacterized. Gene Ontology annotation, cellular component: pericentric heterochromatin. The transcript is spliced from 4 exons. Gene Ontology annotation, molecular function: chromatin binding. Gene Ontology annotation, biological process: chromatin organization; negative regulation of transcription by RNA polymerase II. Bases 1 to 555 code for a protein of 184 amino acids. The record is from RefSeq and is a predicted model, not a curated record. NCBI's taxonomy places the organism in Eukaryota, Metazoa, Arthropoda, Insecta, Hemiptera, Aphididae.